AUGUCCUCCAACGUAAAAGUCAAUAAAAGUGAGCAAGUCGGUCAAAAAAAUAAAGCAACCAAAGAAGUGCAGUUUAAAACGAAUCUUGGUGGCAAAAAAGUCAGAAAUCUCAGUUCUGAAAUACUGCUUCGUCUCUCGCAGGAUCAGAACCAGCUCAACGAAGAAUACGAAGAAGAAUUAAAAAAGAAAUUAGACGAAGCUGACGUUAUUAUUGAGGUUUUAGAUGCGAGACACCCUCAAGAUUUCAGGAAUGAAGCGUUAGAGGCGCUGACAGACAAGGAAAAUAAAACACUGGUGCUGCUUUUGAAUAAAGUUGACUUGGUUCCUGACGCGGCUACUGUGGAAAACUGGCUGAAAUAUUAUUCGCAGUACUAUUAUUGUUGCAGUUUUCGAUCUAUAACAACGAAAAGUCGCAGCAAGCACUCCUCGACAGAAAAUCUGAAGACAAAAGCCUAUCAGGCUAGCAAAGAGCAGUUGAGCAGCGGUUACUCGCCAUUAGGGUGCUAUCAACUAAUGAAUAUUCUAAAUAAAAUAGCUCGCAAAGACACGACUGGUUCUGACGCGGCUCCUAGACCAAUUUCUGUAGUUUUUGUAGGGUACCCUAACGUGGGGAAAAGUAGUGUCAUUAAUAGCAUGAUGCGUAACACAAAGCACGCGGUGACUGGCAACAAACCCGGUGUUACAACUAGAAAAAGCGAUUUUCAACUGUUUAGUAAUAUUAAACUUAGUGACACCCCCGGUGUUUUGGACCUGCACAAGAUCGGUACAUAA
Messenger RNA from Dermatophagoides pteronyssinus (European house dust mite), 771 nucleotides. Its product is annotated as guanine nucleotide-binding protein-like NSN1. The record is from RefSeq and is a predicted model, not a curated record. Lineage: Eukaryota; Metazoa; Arthropoda; Arachnida; Sarcoptiformes; Pyroglyphidae.